Messenger RNA from Tyto alba (common barn owl), 3265 nucleotides. It is a transcript of the gene BIVM, whose product is annotated as basic, immunoglobulin-like variable motif containing. The transcript is spliced from 10 exons. Gene Ontology annotation, biological process: nucleotide-excision repair. Gene Ontology annotation, cellular component: nucleus. The coding region runs from base 269 to 1513 and encodes 414 amino acids. Gene Ontology annotation, molecular function: single-stranded DNA binding; DNA endonuclease activity. Lineage: Eukaryota; Metazoa; Chordata; Aves; Strigiformes; Tytonidae. The record is from RefSeq and is a predicted model, not a curated record.
UCACUCUGGAACCGAGUGGCGGCAGCGCGGGGGAAGGGGAGGGCGGGGCCGCAGGGCCGCGCCGAGGCCCCGAUUGGCGGCGCCGUCGCCCCGCCCCGCGGCCGAGGCCGGGUGUCCCCCGCCCCCCGCGGGGGAGCUGUGCCGCCGUCCCGGGUACCUCGUUGAUACCUUGUAGAGGCAAUGGAGGCAAUGAUUCAAACUCUGUCGUAAUUAAAACAUAAAGAAAAAAACUAUUCUUAGCUGUACAAUACUCUUGCAGUAUCAUUCAAUGCCUAACAUUUCAGAAGAUGAAAAGGAGAAUGGUUCUGGAAAUAAUGGAAACACUGAAAACAAACCUGGGAAAGAAUCCCCAGAAGCUUCUCUUCGUGAUCCUGUGAAGCCAUACUGCAUGUCAGGCGCCUCCUCUGCAUCCUUGGUGUCCAGGGGCGAUGGGCAUUAUCCAUGGGGAUGUCCUGUGACUCAUACACGAGAGAAAUUUUAUACCAUCUGCUCAGACUAUGCUUUUUUAAACAGAGUAACAUCUAUUUGUAAAAGCCCAAGUGCUUCAGUUAGUGCCUGCCUGUCAGGCAGUGCUGCCUUAAAUGUUGGAAAUAACACACCUAGCUUACUUGGCAUUCAAACUGGUGCUUCAGAGGUAAUCUACAGUGAAGAUGCUAACUUGGAAAACUUGCCUGGUGAUCUUGGAAAGCUCCCACUGGCAUGGGAAAUCGACAAAUCGGAGUUCAAUGGCGUGACCACAAAUCUGAAGAACAAAGCAGGCAACAUGAAGAAACAAGUAACAAAGAAAAAAUCUGUAGACAAAAAAAGCAAACAAUACAGGGAGUGUCCUCAGCGUUCUGCUCUUGAAGAUGUGAAGGAGAGGAAAGUGUUGGACCUCCGGAGAUGGUAUUGUGUUAGCCGACCUCAAUAUAAGACUUCCUGUGGAAUUUCAUCCUUAGUGUCAUGCUGGAAUUUCUUAUAUAGCACACUGGGAGCUGGAAGUUUACCACCUAUUACUCAAGAAGAAGCUUUGCAUAUACUGGGCUUUCAGCCCCCAUUUGAGGAGAUUAGGUUUGGUCCCUUCACUGGAAAUACAACUUUAAUGAGGUGGUUUAGGCAAAUAAAUGAUCACUUCCAUAUCAAGGGAUGCUCGUAUGUUCUGUAUAAACCUCAUGGGAAGAACAAGACAGCUGGAGAAACUGCUGCAGGGGCCCUUGCAAAGCUAACACGUGGACUGAAAGAUGAAUCAAUGGCCUACAUCUACCAUUGCCAAAACCAUUAUUUUUGCCCAAUUGGAUUUGAAGCAACCCCAGUAAAAGCUAGUAAAGCCUACAGGUUGCUGGAUUUGGACUCGGGAGACCUGGGUUCAGUUCCCAGUUCAACCACAGACUUCCAGUGUGACUUUAGAGGUCGUGUCUUGCAGCAAGAAGUAGAAUAUUGGAUCUUAAUUGGAGAGCCAAGCAGAAAACAUCCAACAAUACACUGUAAAAGGGCUGGCUCUGCGGUUUUGUAUCAGGUGGCAGGACACGUGUGAGCUCCCGAAAGCCAAAGUCCGCUUCUCGUGUUUGAGUGUGACACAGCUCACGUUCGUUGGGAAGAAAAGACACCUCAGCUGUCUGCGAUCAUUCCACUUGGGGCUUACAGACUGUAGGAGCCUUGGAGGAGAUUGUGCUGCUGUGGAAGGCGUACGCAGGCUGUGUCUGGGGUGUGCACAGGAUGUUGUGCUGUUACCAUGAUCUCCUAGCUCAGGUGCAGGUACAGCCUGUACUCUGCUGCGUUAUUAGCUUAUCUAUGUGUUAAACUAAUACAUGGAUGAUAGGUCUGGCUCAUACGAAGUUGGUGCCUAAACUGGACAUACAGACUAGGAGGGCUAGAGGGUGCUAUGUAGAAAUGUCAUCAAUUAGUUAUAUUUGUCAUGAUAAAUGAAUAGAACAGCUUUCUCAACUUUACCUGACGUACCGGUUCAUAAUGCUUAAUAUUAACUUCUGAAACGAGAGACCAGUGCAAAAGGUCAGUAUUUCUCAAGAAACCAAUCCGUAGCCAAAACAAAAAUUUUAGCAGAUAGCUUCCCUGCCACCUCCUAAGUUAAUUAUGGAGUUAAUUUUAAUUGAUACACUAGGAAAAGAUCUGUGAAAAGCAAAAAUAAAAAAAAAAAAAUCACACAACUUCUGCUUUGUUUCUUCUUUAUUCUCUAAUUAUUUUGCAAAAUUGUUUACGAGUGCUUAUCUGGUGGUUUCAUAGCCAGUUAGAUCUAAUCCAGUAGCUAAAACCCAGGUAUCUUUUUUUGUUUUUGUUUUGUCAGUGAUGUGACUGUGUCAAUAACUGUAAAUAGCUGGGUAAUUUGAGAUGACUAAUGAGAUGAAAUGCAGCAAAAUAAAAAUGACAUUAUGCGUUGUGGUGGCUAUGCUGAGAAAUGACGUACUAUACAUCCCACUGACAGAAUUUUGUCCUGUGGUAUAUAAUCUACAAAUGGCACAGGAAAUGGUUUCUGAAUAUAGAAUACAAACCUUUGUAACAUUAUUUUUGAUAGUGGAGACAUUCUUCCUCUUACUACAGUACCAAUGAGAGCUAGCAGAAAGUUACGUACUUAAGGUAGGAGGGCAAAGGUUGGGGUAGAAAUGGAUUUUCUGAGCUUGGCAGGUGGUGUUAGAGAGAAGCAGGUAAUUAGACAUUGACAGAAAUGAAAAGACCAUGUGUAGGCUUAAAGAGGUCUCAAAUAUGGGGAUAUUUUCCUCAGUUGGUCUAGAAGGAGCUAUGAAACUCUGAAGAGCUGAGUGAAUUGGGAAUGAUUAAAUUGAUAAUUCAUUGCAGAUGGGAAUUAAAAUGGAGGAGUGAGUUAUGGUGGGAGCUGUCUGGUAAAAACAGAUUUAGUGGGCUAAAAAAACCAAAUUAGUUUGAACUAAAUAAUAUAAGAGGGCAAGAGAGAAUUAAAUGAAGUAAAAGCUGAUAUUUCGCCUUGCCUAAACCACACUUUGUUUCUUCCUUUCACAAACUGAUGAAUUGGCAGGGGUAAGCAAUGCAACUAAUGACUCAUGGUGCUUUUACUUACUUUGGAGAGUGUUUCCCAAGAGCAGGAAUAAUCACGGUGAAUGCUUUGAUUAAAAGUGAUGCUUUUAUAUCUAGCUUAAUGUCUCUAAUACUCAGGCUUUUAUAUCUUUAUACAUCCAUUUGUCUUGAAGUCACUGGUAAGACUAUUUAAAGCUGCAGAGCUCUAUUUGCAUGUGUGGGUACAUGAGUCUUAGUGGUGCUAAGGUUUCAUAAAUGUCAGCUGAGUAGUAAUAAUCUU